This is a messenger RNA of Salarias fasciatus (jewelled blenny), 437 nucleotides long. RefSeq names its product dpy-30 histone methyltransferase complex regulatory subunit (gene dpy30). NCBI's taxonomy places the organism in Eukaryota, Metazoa, Chordata, Actinopteri, Blenniiformes, Blenniidae. Bases 53 to 364 code for a protein of 103 amino acids. The transcript is spliced from 5 exons. The record is from RefSeq and is a predicted model, not a curated record. Gene Ontology annotation, cellular component: Set1C/COMPASS complex.
UUGCGUCAUUACGUAACAUUAGCUCGCUAUCGUACGUGCUACCACAACAAACAUGGCUGACGAUCACACAGACGCGGAGCAGUCAAUGGAGGGACACACACCUGUCUCUGAGAACCAACAUCCAGACUACGGACUGACCGACAACAUCCAGAGGACGGUGGACAACGAGAAGGCGAGUGGGGAGAAGACGAAGCAGAAAGUGGAUCUGCAGGCGCUGCCCACCCGAGCGUACUUGGAUCAGACCGUGGUGCCGAUCCUGCUGCAGGGCCUGUCGGUGCUCGCCAAGGAGAGACCUCCGAACCCCAUCGAGUUCCUGGCAGCGUUUCUGCUGAAGAACAAGAACCAGUUCGAGGAGCGGAGUUAAAGAAAUGUUUCUUUUUAUGUUUAAUGAGUUUUUCUUCUGUUUUUUUAUUCCAAAAUAAAGACAUGUGACAGUG